Molecule: messenger RNA, 444 nt
Organism: Spirodela intermedia
Lineage: Eukaryota; Viridiplantae; Streptophyta; Magnoliopsida; Alismatales; Araceae
Source: the annotation of a GenBank genome assembly
AUGAGAGAGACAGAAAGAGAGAGAGAGAGACAGAGAGAGGAACCAGAGAGAGAGGGCGAGAACGAGAGAGAAAAAAAAAAGAAAAAAAAGAGGUGGUGGGUGGACGGCAAGGAAACAAAAGACGGCGACGAGUCGGACAGCGACGAGUGGAAUGGUGGCGGUUAUGCGGACGGCGAGGAGGCCGAAGGGCAGCGAAGAGGCAGAACGGUGGUGGCGAUGCGGAUGGCGAGGAAGCGGAAAGGCGGCGACGGGGCGGCGGCGAGGAGGUGGGAACAGGAGCGAUGAGGCGGAUGGUGAUGAGGCCGGAACGACGGUAGUGAGGCGGAAGGGCAGGACGCAGAUGGCGACGAAUGACAGCAAGGAGGAUGGGAUGAUGGCAGCGAGGCGGAAGACAGCGACUGGGCAGCGGCGAGGAGGCAGAGAAACAGAGGGGAAAGGAAAUAG